AUGUUCUCCAGGAACCGCUUCAAUGGACAACACAGAACAGGUGUCGCCCCCAAAGUGGACACCAAGGAGAAGGUUCGCAAAAAGAGGGCCCCCAACCCCAGGGUAGCUCUUGUCAUCCGGGAGAAGAUCCACCGCCUGCUCCAAGGAUCAGGACAGGAAGUACCCACCCUAGACCGUAACAAUGCUGGGAUUGAGGAGGAGGGGGGAGGAGAGGUGCAGGAGAAGAGAAAGGAAGGCACAUAUAUUUUUGCGAGGUGUGGGCCCAGAGAGGAAGCUUGCUCCUCGAGGGUCCCCAACGGUAAGGCACAUCGAGGGGUGUCAGGGGCAUCCUGUGUUGGGGAGGUGGAGCUGAACAGAGAGGGCUGUGUCAGGAUACCUUGCACUCUGCAGCACAACAGUAGCAGCUGCCAAUCUCCACGAAAGCAGAAAUGGAUCAUCCCAGAUGGGAUUAGGACUGUCCCGGAACCGAGACGAACACCCAAACACCAGAAAUGGAUCAUCCCGGCAGGGAUUCGAACAAUCCCAGAAUGCAGAAGAGAAGCUCAACACCAUAACCGGAUUGGUCCAAACAUGAACGGUUCUGGGUUUGGCCCAGUGGCAGGAGCAGAAGGAGGUAAGGCUGAAUUCACUAGGACACGUGCAGAACCAAAAAGGCCUGUUUCUAUGGGCGACUAUGUGGAUUACAGAAUUCGGCACGAUACUCUGCUGGAGGAGGACGAGGAAGAAGACCAGGAGGAGGAGGACGAGGAAGAAGAGUCUAGCGCCAUCAUCGAGCACAUCCUAAAGGAGCUAAGAGGGAUCAACAAGAUCCAGGAGGAGAUCUCAGACCUGCGGGACUACCUUAAGUCUGUCCGUGGCUCUGUAGAGGAGGUAUCUUCCUGUGUGGAUGCUGUGCUCCUGGAGAUAGAGGGCAUUCGCUCGGGAAACAAGGCCAGUGGCAGUCCAGGGGGUGGGGCUUGGUCUGGGGCAGCACUGUGCAGCGACGGGUCACUCUUAACCCCUCGCCAGAGGCCUGUCAGCGCUUAUGGCAAUUUGGGCAGGCAGAUGGAGCCUUCAGAUUCCAAUGUCUGCCGACCGUCCGUCUUCAGCGAACGCCACAGCAUACACGGAAUGCCAGUUGAGUUCCACUUGCCAACGUUAGAAGAAACGUCUACCACAGUCUCGCCAGGCACAGAGUCAGUUGAGCUUGAGGGCCAGGAACAGGAACAGGAGGAGGUUGAGACGGAGGACUCAUCGGAACACAGCUCAGACAUCCCAGAACCCACCAUCAUCAAGAAGCUGAGCUUUGGCUACCUGGAGCAGCAGGACGGCCAGGACUUCCCCAGCAUCAGCUCCCUGUCCUCAGGACACAGCCCCAAUUCAGAGUCUGACCUCGAGAGGCCCUUGUCCAGACACGGCGCAGGGCAUGGUGGGGCUAGUGGUAGUAGUAGGGGUGCUGCGGUAGAGGGCUUGGGCGGUGCUGGCCCACAACAUGGUGGGUCUGGGGAGACUAGGUGGCAUGAAGAAAGCUCUUACUCCAGACAGGGGAGUCUGGAAGAGCAAGAGGGAGAGGGGCCUGCCUGCUUGGAGGGGACAGGGAGCCGGUACAGGGGCUCAGGGGGGUACAGUACCGGUACCCUGGGCCUGUCCUCCACAGGAAGCUCGGACCGCCUCUCGCUCCAGUCUGGACUACACUACAACCACGCCAGCACCUCCAGCCAUGAAGAGUGGCGCGCCCAUAGACGGAGGCCAAAACCACAGCCUGGUACUCAAUUUCCGACCGAUGCCCACACAGAGGACCACCGCCUGGGGUACGAGUGUGCUGCUGAUUACGCAUAUCACCAGAGCUCUGGUUACCACUCAGUGGAAGGACAUACUGAUGAGGUAGAAGGGUACAGUCACUCAGAUCCCCCCACAGAUCUCAGCUACACAACUGACUCCAAAGUCGAUAGUUUCCAGGAGACUUAUUCUGGCUAUGAGUGUGGCAUGACUGAAGAGUCUACAGAUGGAACUUGUACCUGGACUGAGAGCUCCUUACUGAGCCACAGCAUUGCAGCUGAAACAGACAUUCCAUCGGUCAGAGGGGAUAAAACAGGCAUUUCAUUGGUCAGAGGGAGAGAGGAAAGAGUUAUUCCAGACCUGGACGGCCGCCUCCCUCGCCCUAACAGCACAGAGAUCCAAAACAUGGGUUUUAAUGUGAAGCGGAUCGGCCAAGCUGUGUUGGACUUCAGUUCUGCCCUGCGGGAUGCGCUACGCAAGCUGGAAGAACCCGGAACUGCCCAGAGUCCUGGAGUCGAGAGCGAGGUGGAACUACCCACAAGCCUCUUUGAUGAGCCUCACAUGGACUUACCCCAUGCAGAUAUGUCUCAAACAUCCCAAGAGGAGGGGGUGAAUCCAGGGGCCACGGACGACACAGAGGGACAGAUCCAUACCAGUGUUCUCUCCUCUGCUCCCUCAGAACCCUCCCCCAGUGAACCUCUACCAGAAGAGAUCAGUGACGGCCUCCCACAGGACCAUGAUGACCCUUGCAAAACUUCUCCCCUUCCCUACCCUGGACACAAUGUUUACCACCCAGGCCUAGACCUUUCCUCAGCUGGUCCAGAGCCUACCUUCUCUCCACCCCAUAUAGAAUCAGAGGAAAAGGGAGCGUCUCCUUUGCCCCAGGGCCCAACAGACGCCCCCACUCUCAACACCUCGCUAUCGCAAUGCACCACUGCAGAGUCCCUUUCGCUUUCCUUCUCAGCUGAGGAGCCGGCACCGCAGGAGAAGCGGGGAGACGAACCCCCGCCGCUGUCGCCUCCGCAGCCCAACACAGAAGCAGAUGUCCCAGAUACCCCUGCAGCCCCUGAGGGAGAGGCAGCGGGAGAGGCAGAACCAAAAGAAGACCCCCUGGAGAUGAGCCAGAGGGAGGUGCGGAGACUGAAGUGCCUGAGGACCUUCCAGCAGAUCCUGCGGGAGAAGAGGGAGACGCGGCACCAGCUCACCAGCAUGACCAUGUCCACGUUCGAGGAGGAUGACCUCAUCCCAGGCCUCAGCAUGAGUUACUCAGGCCGAGAUGGAGACCCCAGCCAGCACCCGUGGGCCAAGCCUGGUGGCGCCACGCCCUUCGGGAUCGACAGCAUGCCUGACCUUCGCAAGAGACGGCCAAUCCCCCUGGUCAGCGAGCUGUCCAUGUUGCAGGCCAGGAAGGCAGGGCUCUCUAUGGCUACAAAGACGUCCCAGAAGGACCAGGAACUGAAGAACCAUGUGUAUAAGAAAACCCUGCAAGCUCUGAUCUACCCCAUCUCCUGCACCACGCCCCAUGCCUUCCAGGUGUGGACCGCCUCCACACCCACCUACUGCUAUGAGUGUGAGGGGCUGCUUUGGGGCAUCGCCCGCCAGGGCAUGAGGUGUGCUGAGUGUGGGGUCAAAGUUCACGAGAAGUGCCAGGAGCUGCUCAACGCUGACUGUCUGCAGAGAGCGGCUGAGAAGAGCUCUAAGACAGGAGCAGAGGACCGGACCCAGCACAUCAUCACAGCUAUGAAGGACAGGAUGAAGAUCAGGGAGAGGAACAAGCCGGAGAUCUUUGACGAGAUCAGGGCUGUGUUUGCCGUCACUAAGCUGCUCCAUGCGCAGCAGAUGAAGACCAUUAAACAGAGCGUGUUAGACGGAACCUCCAAAUGGUCGGCCAAGAUCACCAUCACCGUUGUCAGUGCUCAGGGUCUCCAGGCUAAAGACAGGACCGGCUCCAGUGACCCUUACGUGACCAUUCAGGUGGGGAAGACCAAGAAGAGAACCAAGACCAUCUAUGGAAACCUCAACCCUGUCUGGGAGGAGAAAUUCAACUUUGAGUGCCACAACACGUCGGACCGUAUCAAGCUGCGUGUUUGGGACGAGGACGAUGACAUCAAGUCCAGGGUGAAACAGCGACUCAAGAGGGAGUCCGAUGACUUCCUGGGUCAGAGCAUCAUCGAGGUCAGAACCCUCAGCGGAGAGAUGGACGUCUGGUACAACCUGGAGAAGAGGACUGAUAAGUCAGCAGUGUCUGGGGCCAUCAGGUUACAGAUCAGUGUGGAGAUUGAAGGGGAGGAGAAAGUAGCGCCGUACCACGUUCAAUACACCAGCCUGCAUGAGAACAUGUUCCACUACUCUACUGACGUGCUGGGUCAGGGGGUGGUGAAGGUGCCUGUUGCCUAUGGAGACGAUGCGUGGAAGGUCUACUUUGAUGAGGUGCUGCAGGAUAUCGUAGAUGAAUUCGCCAUGCGCUACGGCGUCGAGUCCAUCUACCAGGCCAUGACUCACUUUGCCUGUCUGUCCUCUAAGUACAUGUUGUCUGGUAUUCCUGCUGUGAUGAGUACUCUUUUGGCCAACAUCAACGCCUUCUACGCCCAUCCUACGGCCAUCACCAACGUCUCCGCAUGUGACCGCUUCAAUGCCUCCAACUUCGGGAAAGAUCGUUUUGUUAAGCUCAUGGAUCAGCUACACAACUCUCUUCGGAUCGACCUCUCCACAUACAGAAAUAACUUCCCAGCCAGUAGUAAGCCUCGUCUGCAGGACCUGAAGUCUACUGUGGAUCUGCUGACUAGCAUAACUUUCUUCAGAAUGAAGGUGUUGGAACUUCAGAGCCCCCCUAGGGCAGCCCAUGUUGUGAGAGACUGUGUGAAGGCCUGUGGAAACUCCACCUAUGAGUACAUCUUCAACAACUGUAUAGAGCUCUACAUGAGACAGUUCCAGCCUGCCGUAGAGCCUGAGCCAGAGGAGACAGGGCCUACUAUCCACAACCUGGACUUCUGGCCGAAACUCAUCACCCUCAUUGUCUCCAUCAUAGAAGAAGAUAAGAACGCCUACACACCCAUCAUUAACCAGUUUCCUCAGGAGCUCAACGUGGGGAAGGUCAGUGCUGAAGUCAUGUGGACGCUGUUCGCUCAGGACAUGAAGUACGCCCUAGAAGAGCACGAGAAACAUCGUCUGUGUAAGAGUGCUGACUACAUGAAUCUUCACUUCAAGGUUAAGUGGCUUUACAACGAGUAUGUGAUCGACCUGCCUGCCUUCCAAGACAAUGUACCAGAGUAUUCUGCGUGGUUUCUGCAGUUUGUCCUUCAGUGGCUGGGUGAGAACGAGGAUGUGUCCAUGGAGUUUAUGAAUGGAGCUCUAGAGAGGGACAAGAGGGAAGGGUUCCAGCAGACGUCGGAGCAUGCUCUGUUCUCCAGUUCAGUAGUGGACAUCUUCACCCAGCUCAACCAGAGCUUUGAGAUCAUCAAGAAACUAGACUGUCCUGACCCCAAGGUGCAGGCCCACUACAACAGGCGAUUCGCCAAGACCAUCACCAAGGUGCUGAUGCAGUACUGUGCUAUCCUGUCCAAGGACUUCCCCUCCUACUGCCAGAAGGAGAAGAUACCAUGUGUGUUGAUGAAUAACGUACAACAGAUGCGGGUCUUGUUGGAGAAGAUGUUUGAGUGCAUGGGGGCUAAACAGCUGGAUUCGGAGGCUGCGGACAUCUUGAAUGAACUGCAGGUCAAACUGGCCACCGUCCUGGACAAUCUGAGCGCCAUGUUCGGCAAGAGUUUCCAGGCCCGUCUCACCGUCUGCAUGCGUCAGAUGGCAGAGAUCCUGUACCAGAUCAAAGGUCAUCCCAACCGUCAGACAGCCGAGGCCGACGCUGACAACAUGCUGAGGCCUCUCAUGGAGUUCCUGGAUGGAAAUCUGAGUCUGUUUGCUGACACCUGUGAGAAGACGGUUCUGAAGAGAAUACUGAAGGAUCUGUGGAAGAUUGUCCUCAGCAGCUUGGAGAAGACCAUCAUCUUACCGCCGAGCAACGACGGCUUCGGAGCUCAGAUACUGACUGCUGCCAAGGGACUGUCCAACCUGAGUACAGACCACGCUGUCAGGGGUGAGGCCAAAAGCCUGACGCCCAAACAGUGUGUCAUCAUGGAUGCCGCACUGGAAACCAUCAAGCAAUACUUCCAUGCUGGAGGUAAUGGUCUGAAGAAGGCCUAUGUGGAGAAGAGUCCUGAGUUAACUUCGCUGAAAUAUGCUCUGUCCCUCUACUCUCAGAGCACUGAUGCACUAAUCAAGAUCUUUGUAACUACACAGCACGCACAGGUUCAUAAUGGGAUGGGCAUCAGGAUUACCCCCAGUGAGAAGGUUCGGCCAGACAGAGGUUCAGGAGUGGAGAAGCCUGUUGGUGAGGCCCAGAUCCAGAUAGACAUGGUGCCUCCAGGCAAAGACAAAAUCCACAAGGUCAACAUCAGAGUGAUAGCGGUGAAUGACAUGAGGUGGCAGACAUCAGGGAUGUUCCGUCCCUUCGUGGAGGUCAAUAUGAUUGGUCCACUCCUUGCCGCCCAGAAGAGGAAGUUCACCACCAAGUCAAAGAAUAACAGCUGGACAGCCAAGUACAACGAGGCCUUCCAAUUCAUCCUGGGUAAGGAGUCUCCAGACUGCUAUGAGCUGCAGGUGACGGUGAAGGACUACUGUUUCGGCCGGGCCGACCGUGUUGUGGGAGUGGCCGUGGUCCAGCUCCGAGACGUGGCUGACAGGAAGUCGUGCGUGUGCUGGUGCCCGCUGGGCGGAAUCAUCCAGAAGGACGAGACAGGCGUAACGGUGAUGCGUAUCUUGUCUCAGCGUGCAGCCGACGAGGUGGCCAAGGACUUUGUCAAACUGAAGGCCGAGACACGUCCUGUAGAGGAGGGGAGAUGA
Molecule: messenger RNA, 6654 nt
Organism: Salvelinus namaycush (lake trout)
Lineage: Eukaryota; Metazoa; Chordata; Actinopteri; Salmoniformes; Salmonidae
Product: protein unc-13 homolog B-like
Biological process (GO): synaptic vesicle maturation; dense core granule priming; presynaptic dense core vesicle exocytosis
Cellular component (GO): neuromuscular junction; terminal bouton; synaptic vesicle membrane
Molecular function (GO): syntaxin-1 binding; phospholipid binding; diacylglycerol binding
Source: RefSeq, a predicted model, not a curated record